Molecule: messenger RNA, 921 nt
Organism: Aegilops tauschii subsp. strangulata
Lineage: Eukaryota; Viridiplantae; Streptophyta; Magnoliopsida; Poales; Poaceae
Source: RefSeq, a predicted model, not a curated record
AUGGAGCUCUUCAAGGACGCGCGGUCCGUGCGGCUCAGGAGCCACCUGGGCACGUACCUCUGCGCGCUCGACGGCGUGGCCGUUUCCCACGGCCACCGCCGCAACUCCCGCGGCACGGUCUGGGCCGUGGAGCUCGCCGGCGACGACUACGUGCGCCUCCAGGGCCACCGGGGCCUCUACCUCGGCGCCACCGAGCUCCCCGCCGACGUCCUCGGCCGCGGCCGCGGCACCCGGGCCUGCUGCGGGGUCGUCCUGGGCUCACCGUCCUGCCCCAACGACAACGCCUUCCUCUGGUCGCCGCUGCGCGAGGGCGAGCACCUCGCGCUGUCCGGGCCCUACGGCCGCCUCCUCCGCGCCAGGUUCGGGCACACGGCGCAGGACAACGCCGUCACCGUCGACCUGGACGCCGACCCGGAGGAGAGCUCCUGGGUCGUCGAGGUCGUCCCGGCCGCGGAGGCGGCGCUGCUGCUGCCGCCGUCGCCACGCCCCUGCCGCGCCCAGUCCUGCAACGCCCGCUUGGAGGCGGACACGUCGGAGUCGGACACGGCGUCCAGCGUCCUCGCCAGGGUGCGCUCCGCCAAGGACAUGACGAGUUCACUUGCUACGGUCGAGGAGGAGCCCCUGUCGAUGCCGGCCGCGCGGCUGAUCUUCUACAACACCGCCAGGGACGACGGCGGCGUGGACGAGUUCGACGAGGGGACGUGGAAGUACUUCUCGUUCAAGGAGCAGAGCCUGGCGGCGCUGCACCGCAGGCUGGAGGAGGAGACCCGGCGGCAUGACUUCGUCGUCUGCCGCAGGAGCGGCCCGGGGCUGUUCCCCGUCGUCCUGGACCUCCCUCCCGGCAGCAGCCAGAUGGAGUUCGUCCUCGUCCCGGCGCCUUCUCCUGCAGUGGCAGACGUUCUAGAAAAUGACAUGGAGUAG